UCGAUUCCACCUUUAUCUGAACUCCAUUCAUAUACUCUCUCCUACUGUCAACUAACUCCAGAGCGCAUCCCCUCACUGCAGCCUACUACGACCUACCUACUUGCGUUCGCAUCAUUUUUAACCGCCUGUUUUACGAAACCAUUACUCGUCGACUUUGCGCAAGCACGUUACAUGAAGCGAACACUAAAACCCUCCGCAUCGAACCCAACCUUGUGCCAUAACUCGAAGAUAGGAGAAGGAGCGCAGGAUGUCAAUGUAUCUUCUGGGCACGGUCAACACCAACGUACAGAUAACCACGCAACACAGGAUUCACCUAUUCGCGGGUCUUCUCAAAGUCAGGCAACUCAUCAUCACUCACAAUCAAAGCUGCCAUCAUACUUGAACGGGAAAAAUCCCUACGGUCGCAUUCUGGAUCAAAUAGACCAUCCCUAUCGAGAGCCCCAACAGAUUUCGACAUCACCUCCGUCACAGUUGGGUAGCAGUAUUGAAGGACGACCAAGGACUUCUGGGGCUUUUCAUUUCAAAACGCGGCCUGAUCAGGUUACACAGCCCGUCCUCGAUGAUAUCAAGCAUAGUCCUCCCCCUCCUUCGAGUCAACCAUUUCCUCGGCCAAUUCAAAAACAAUCAUUCAAUACUACCAGGAAUUUCUUCGAGAACAAAGUCGAUAGUCCUUCUCAAGCAUCCGUGCGCGCUCCUGUGAAACCAACAAGAACGGGGACAUUCCGAGCUGGGAAGGACUUCUUCGAGAGUAAAUCCAGAGAGUCUGAAAAAGCAUUAUCUCCACUCAAAGGGAAUAAACCUUCUCAAAGGUCAGAUGAAUUCGUAAAAGCCAAGCGUGAUGCUGCUGCCCCGAAAUUGGCGGUAACCGCACUGGAUGACAGCCCAGCCGGAGACCCAUCUCUGGCGCGCAGGCGAUCAACCAAUGUGUUCACUCAAUCACGCCGAGGACCACACUUUCUCGGACGUAAACAUUGUCAUGAAGCUCAUCACAGUAAAGUUAAGGACGAAUCUCAUACCCCAAAGGAACCUGCCGUGAGCCCUAGCCUACACUCUCAAGAGACCAAGGACGAGUCUGUUGGGUACGACGGAUCAAGUGCCCAUCACAGCUACAGCUACAUUCCGAACCAGCGUACGCCUGUUCCGGAUAUGGUCUUCACUAACAGUGCCGACCUCCAAGACAGCUAUUAUUCUAUCGAAGUACCUGAUGAUAUUGACGAUCGUGGCGGGUAUGGACGUCGAAAAUCACAAGACUUUGGUUAUCCUAGUGCGCGUAUCAGGCCCGGCUCAACGUUGAAAACUUACAGAACUCCUUUACAGGAUCCAGGAAGAUGGACCAAACGUUCGUGUGGGCAUUUCUCAUCCAUUGGUGCGAUGGAGUCUCACGAGGACGCUACGAGCAAGCCAUGUAGCCAGUGCACUAUCAAGAAGAACGCUGCUUUAUCUACUCUCGCAAACAAACUUGUUCUCACACCAUUCCCUCGUCCUCCGAUUAAAGAGCAGGGUGCAUAUUCUAUCUCUUCAUCUUCGGAUACAGACACGUUCGUAACACCCGAAGAGCAGCCCCCUUCGCCUCACCCUGGCUAUCACCAAAGCCAAGCAGACCGCAGCUUCCACGCACCCGACCGAUAUGCAGAGGAUUUCGUUCAAGACGUUAGUCGCCUCCUCGACUCGAUUCUCGAAGAGCACCAGAACACGCUGCAGAAGGUCAUCAACAAUAUCGAAUCGAGUCGUCAGCAGCGUCGACCAUAUCUAGCGCCGAGCCGUGGAGUAACAGAGGGCAGCAAAAUACCGCUGGUGACGAGACUAAGGCAGAAAAGCUGGGAUCCGGACCUUCAUCAAUGGGGGUCCCGCCACGGCCUCUUCUUUUCGAUGCCCACUCAACACAUUCGCCAGGCCCAACCUCACAACAACACUAUCCUCUCUAUGCACCGUUCUCGGGUCCACGUACUCAAUCCCCCUCACGGGAGCCUUGGAAAAGGAAAUCCCGUCAAGCUUACCCAGUACCGCCACCACGACUUCCCAAUCAAUCCGAUGAGCCUCCAGCCGUCCUUCCAGACGAUAAUGAUAAAGACUCGGCUGCACUGCCAUCAGACUCAAUCCCAUCGCCUUCAUCCCCUUUCCCCUCCUCCUCUUCUUCUUCCGUCUCGAAAACAGUUACACAGCAACAGCAACAUCAGCAGCAAGGAUACACAUCUUCAUCGUCGUCCUCUUCCCCAUCUCCCAACAACAACCCCGCCAACAAACAACGUAAUCCAGAUCCCAAAAGCACUACUAACAACACCAUCUCCUCUUCUCUCCCUUUUCCUACUACAUCUCCACUACCCCCACCGUCAUCAUCGGCACAUCCUCCUCCUUCUCUUCCUCCUGGAACAGUCGCAGACCUCAUCUCCCUAAUCGACUC
Molecule: messenger RNA, 2401 nt
Organism: Periconia digitata
Lineage: Eukaryota; Fungi; Ascomycota; Dothideomycetes; Pleosporales; Periconiaceae
Source: the annotation of a GenBank genome assembly